Seriola aureovittata is the source of this 4011-nucleotide messenger RNA. It is a transcript of the gene wipi1, whose product is annotated as WD repeat domain, phosphoinositide interacting 1. Bases 543 to 1886 code for a protein of 447 amino acids. Gene Ontology annotation, cellular component: extrinsic component of membrane; phagophore assembly site membrane; cytosol. The transcript is spliced from 13 exons. Gene Ontology annotation, molecular function: phosphatidylinositol-3-phosphate binding; protein binding; phosphatidylinositol-3,5-bisphosphate binding. Gene Ontology annotation, biological process: autophagy of mitochondrion; protein lipidation; nucleophagy. Lineage: Eukaryota; Metazoa; Chordata; Actinopteri; Carangiformes; Carangidae. The record is from RefSeq and is a predicted model, not a curated record.
UGUGGACAAACGACGGGUUUACUAUGUAGUUUGGAGAUAAGAAAGAAAACAUUAAGUUGUAAUUUUCUGAGCAGUUUCGUUGUUUUUUUCUCUGUGAGAAGAAUGUUGGUGAUUUUGCUCCAUCACAUGAAUGGACAGACACAAACAAAACCCUCUCAGCCAAUAGAAACACACUACUGUACACUUGACCAAUCACAAUAGAAGCCAGCGACAACAUGGUUUCACUAUCAGCCAAUCAUAAGAGUCGGAUGUAUGACGCGGCGCUGUCAGCUGUUCUUGUUUUGCUUCUUCUUCUUCUUCUUCUUCUUCUCCUCCGGGCUCUGGAGAACCGACCUCCACAGAAACCGCACUCAAACAUCGUGUUAAUUCAUCUCCAGUGGAGAAACACUGCGGCUCUGCGUCGAGCGCUCACUCGCUCAUAAUCUGUUCCACAUUUCUUCCACAUUGGAGCCGUCUUCCGCCGACAUCGAGCGAAGAGGUGCAGCCGAUCCCAGGCCUCCAAUCCAGGGCGGAGGGAGGGAAGGAGGUCGCUGGGAAUCGGGAUGGAGAUCGGGGAGGGAACCGGCGGGUCCGGCGGACCGGACGGACCGGGGCUCCGGUUUGGCUGCGCCUCUUUCAACCAAGACUCCACGUCACUGGCUUUGGGAACAAAGACUGGCUACAAACUCUUUUCUCUGACCAUGGUGGAUAAACUGGACUGCAUCCAUGAGAGUGCAGAGACUCCAGAUGUCUACAUCGUGGAGCGUCUCUUCUCCAGCAGUCUGGUCGUCGUGGUGAGCAUCUCCAUGCCGCAGCGAAUGAACAUCUACCACUUCAAGAAGGGGACAGAGAUCUGCAACUACAGUUAUCCCAACAACAUCCUUGCUGUCAAGCUCAAUAGACAGAGACUUGUGGUGUGCCUUGAAGAGUCCAUUUAUAUCCACAACAUCAAAGACAUGAAGCUGCUCAAGACUCUUCUCAACACUCCGUCCAACCCCUCAGGUCUCUGUGCUCUGUCUAUCAAUCAUUCCAACUCCUACCUGGCAUACCCCGGCAGUGCCACCAUCGGGGAGAUCAUAGUGUACGAUGCCAACAAUUUGCACACAGUGACAUUGAUCCCAGCUCAUGACAGUCCUGUGGCAGCUCUCACCUUCAACACCCCGGCCACAAAACUUGCCAGUGCCUCAGAGAGAGGCACCGUUAUCCGAGUGUUCUCCAUCCCUGAGGGCCUGCGUCUGUUUGAGUUCCGCCGGGGCAUGAAGAGGUACGUCAAUAUAAGCUCUUUAUCCUUCAGCCCUGACGGCCAGUUCCUCUGUGCUUCCAGCAACACAGAGACCGUGCAUAUCUUUAAACUGGAACAACUGGGACCAAGUGGAGGGGACGAGGCUGCCACCUGGACAGCCUACAUGGGGAAGAUGUUCUCAGCAGCCAGCAGCUACCUCCCUGCACAGGUGUCUGGCAUGAUGAGCCAGGACCGAGCCUUCGCCACCGUUCACCUCGUUACGUCUGGCCAGAGGAACGUCUGCACCCUGGCAAUGAUCCAGAAGCUUCCACGGCUGCUGGUGGCCACGGCCAACGGCCACCUUUUCAUCUAUAAUGUGGAUCCACUGGACGGAGGCGAGUGCACAUUGGCCCACAAACACAGGCUCUUUGGUGUUGAUGAUGUCCAGGGUGAAAGAACAGAGUCACAGGGGUCAGAGUUCACAGGGCCAGCGCAGGCCUGUCCAUCCUACGCUGCAACCGCUGCCUUACCAGCCUCUGGACCUGUCACUGCGACCCUCACUGGAUACUCUGAAGACGGUGGGGCGAAGAAAGGCGAGGUCAUUCCAGAACACGAGUUUGCUGCUGGACCUGUAUGUCUGGACGACGAGAACGAGUUUCCUCCCGUGAGCAUCCAGAAGUGCUAACUGUCAGCUAUAGCUAGCUCUGCUACACCAGAUCUAACUGCAAAAGGAUCUACUCCUGAUGCUAACCAAACAGCUGUGUCAUCAGUAACAAAGAAGCUCAGAGUGACAGCUGAAGGCUGAAACGAACCAUUGGAGCUGGUGGAGUCCUGUUGCUAUGGACACCACAGAGGAAGCUGCUGCAUCACUGAGCUGAAGUUUGACUCUCCAGAACACAACUGGAACAUGUUGGAUGGACUGAUGAGACUGAGGUUGGACUGUGUGAAGAACAUCAGCUCUAUGUGUGGUGUAAACAGAUCUCUGCACACCAACAUGAAAACAUCCUCCCAGAGGUGAAGCAGGGUGGAGGGAGCAUCAUGAUCUGGGUCUCUGCUGCCUCUGGACCUGGACAGCUCCACAUCAUCAAGUUUAUCAAGGUCUCUUCCAGGAUCAUGUCAGGGUGUCUGUCCACCUGCUGAAGCUGAGGAGAAGCUGCUGAUGCAGCAGGACAAUGACCCUGAACAUCAGAGUAAAUCCACCUUCUGGAGCGGGCCAGUCAGAGCCCAGACCUGAAUCCAGUAGAGGUGCUGAACUCAGCGAGCCGCUCACACCAGACAUCCAGAGAAUCUGUCUGACUGAAGCAGCUCUGUAGGAAGAAUGGUCCAAACUUCCUCCUGAACAUUGAGCAGCUCUGAUCAGCAGCUACUGAAGAGCUGGUUUCAGGUUAUUGGAGCCAGAGAAGGUUCAUCCAUCAAUCCAUCCAUCCAUUAGCUACACCGCUUAUCCUUAUAAGGUCACAGGGGGGCUGGAGCUGAGCCCAGCUGACAUCUGGCAAGGGCGGGGUACACCCUGGACAGGACACCAGUCCAUCACAGCACUGACAUUUAGAGACAAACAACCAUUCAUGCUCACAUUCACACCUAUGGGCGCUUUAGAAUUGCAGAUUUUAACCUUACAUUUCAUGUGUUUGGACUGUGGGAGGAAGCUGCAGGGAGAACAUGCACACUCCAGGCCUUGAAUCAAACCCAGAACCUUCUUGCUGUGAGGCGACACUCCUAACCACCGCUUAACAAACGAAGGUUCAACCAGUUAUUAAAUCCAGGGUUCACUGACUGUUUCCACCAGAGCUGUGAAUGUCGUACGAGCUUAGGGACGCUGUGUUUGUCUGUAUUUGAGACUUGGAUGAAGAUCACAUUUUAAAACCAGUUAUUGCAGAAAACCAGGGCAUUCCAAAGGGUUCUCUGACUUGUUCUUGCUGCUAUUUUUUAACACAUGACAAAAGUGUCCUGAAAAUGUAUUGCUUUGUAGAGUUAGAGUUUUCCUGGAAUUUCCCUUUAACUGUACCAGAAACUGCAUCUGACGAAUCCUGUAGACGAAACUAACAGGUGUGUCAUGUGUCUUGGUAGAUUAAUUGGUGCCGCGACGGGACUGGAGGUGGCCAGGGGAGGCGCUCGUGAGUGGGUAGAAGGACAGAUGGACAAACAGGCACCAGCAAGUGAGACGAACAGCAAAAACAAAAGUCUUUCAGGGUGCCAAGUUAUUUUUCAUUGAGAGAGAAAAUAACAUUGAUUAACAUUAACAUUCAAACCGACACGGGAAACAAAACACUGACCAAGAAGUAGAAGUCAAGCAGUCAUUUCAACAAGGACCAGUUUGAUCCUGUUACAUAAUAAUUAUGUUGAAGCUCCACUUGUGGUUUUUAUGAAAGCACCAACAGUAACUGUUUCAGAUCAGCUGUGAACCAGAAGGAAACGCUGCUGUUGGUCGCUUUAAAAAAAAAAAAUCAGGAAGUGGCGUGUUUUUAUGAAAAUAUGAGGUGCAUGCUGGAGCAGAAAUAUAACCACAAUUUUCAUAGCUUUAUUACUUGACAAAUAUUUUGUUAAGUUGCAUUAUUGUAGCAACAUUUUUAUUUUUCUCAUCAAUAAUAUCUUAUAUUACAAAUAGUUUUUGUUUUUAUUCUGUAUUGUAUUUACUGCAUUAACAUGUAUUAAAUGUGUCUGUGUUUGCCUCCUGGACACGUCAGGAGGUGUGUACGUACUGUAUGAUUGUGCUUAUUAUCAUUUGUAAAAGAGUAAAAGUAUUUUGCUAAUUGCACAAAACCAAAACAAGUCAAAGAAACAGAAAUAAACACAGAGUGGAGGAAGUAUGA